Notodromas monacha is the source of this 3308-nucleotide messenger RNA. The record is from the annotation of a GenBank genome assembly. NCBI's taxonomy places the organism in Eukaryota, Metazoa, Arthropoda, Ostracoda, Podocopida, Cyprididae.
AGAUCUCUUACGGUUGAAAAAAAAAGAAUCGCAGCCGUUGUGCUCGGGUGCUACGUGAAGAAGCAGUGGAAUUUAUGCGCGUCUGUUAAAUCAUCUUAGAAACCAUCUCCUAGUUUUGCUGAUUCAUCAUGUCCGGCUUUCGAUUCGAUAGAGGUGACGGUGGACCGCCCAGGAGGGACAGGGAUAGAAGCCCGAACGACAGGCGUGGAGAUAGAGGCGGUGACAGAUCUGGAAGACCAGAUGAUCGUUGGGGGACCGACAGGGGCUCCUCCUCGUCUGCACCGAGGUUUGAUCGGGGAGAUCGAGGUAGCCGAUCAUAUGGUGAUGACCGCCAUGGAGCGGGCAGCUAUUCUAACAGUCGUGGGGGUGGCCAUGAUUCUUACCGCGAUCGAUCCAACGACCGAGGCCAGGAUGACAGACGCGGAGGUUACGAUGACCGCAGAUCUGGAUACGACGAUCGACGAGGUCGAGGGGGAUAUGAUCGCGGUGGUCGAGGGGGAUAUGAUCGCGGUGGUCGAGGGGGAUUUGAUCGUGGAGGCCGAGGUGGCUUCAGAGGCGGACGUGGGGGAGGGGGUGGUGGUGGAGGACCUGCCUUCACGACUGAUGCUGCUGUAGAUCUGAUGGAUCAAGCGUCCGAGGAUCACAAUGCUAUGGAAGGGUCUGCAGGAAAACGCUUCAAAGUCGUAACCAAUGCAUCCCGAAUGAAGAUCAGAUCCAAGUUCCUCAUUCACAUGUAUCACGUUGAUUUCGAUGAAUCCGUUGAAGAUCGGAGGACGAUGGUAUGGUUGGUGAAUCAGUCCAGGGAAAUACAUAACGGAGUUUUUAUCCCGGACCAUUCCCUGUACUCCACCAAAGACUUCGUUGAUCCAGUCACGAAGAAACUAGAAAUACCUCUGAGCAGGCGCUCACGAGAAGGAUCUAUUCCAGUGACGGUGAAGUACCGCUGGACCAAAACCGUGGAUGAUACGGAUCCAUCGUUCGUUAACUUCGCGAACAACAUUUUGCGGAAGUCACUGCAUGCUUUGGAGAUGACGAUGAUCAAACGAUCCUACUAUGACCUGGGUGCCGCCCAGUACAUUCCCGAGUUCAACAUCAACCGGGUCCCGUCUUAUGACAUCUCAUUGAAAAGACUUCGAGGUGGAAUUUAUCUCGAUGUUGAAAUCAGGGAGCGGUCUAUGAGGAGGGAUACCGUCCUAGACGCCAUGAAAGCAACAUACAAGAGACUCCAGCGAGCCAACAAAGUGGGAGAAUUUAUAGAUACUGUCAGAGCGGAAUUGGUGAACAAAGUGGUUUUCCUAAGGUAUAGCGGCCGAACUUUCAAGCUUUGUGACGUGACGGAUAAAACCGUCAAUUCUACGUACAAAGAAGGAUCUGACGAGACUGUCUUGGAAUACUUCGAGCGAAAUUACGCAAACGACAAGUUCGCGCAAAUUACUGAUCUGGACCAGCGCUUGGUCAAGGCGGUUAGCACUGAAAAGGAUUUGCGCCACGUUCAGCGUUUCUUGGAUCGCAUCAAGGCUCACGAGAAGAUAAAAGCAGAGAUAACCACGAAAUGGGGAUUUGAAAUUUCCCCGGAUGUCGCUGAAGUCGAAGCUCGUGAGCUUCCGAUGGUUGGACUGACCAUGAGCAGCAGAACCAUUAACAUUCAAAAUUCAAGCUUCCAGAAUUGUCUGCGCCAGUCCAGGGCUGAGAUUGCGGUGAGUUUGAAGGAGUGGAUUGUAGUGGCCACGGAUCGAUUUAGAGAUGUGGAAGAUCCAGUGAGGAAAUUGGCAAACUUGAUGCGAGAACUCGGCAUGGAAGUCGGCAAGCACACUGUGGAACGCACAAGAGGAGACGCGGCCCAUGCUUUCUCAUCUAUUCUGCAAAAAAUUGUACAAACAAGGCCACAAUUUGUCUUGAUCUUCGUGCCAAGUGCGGACGAGGCCCGCUAUCAAGCCGUGAAACGAUGUCUCAUGGUUGAUCAUGGAGUGCCAAAUCAGGUUGUCCAAGAAAGUACCCUUGGUAAGGGGUUGAGUGCGCUCACGAAAAUUGCGCAUCAGAUCAAUUGCAAGUUGGGUGGAGCCCCGUGGAAACUCGUGACGAGCGAAAUGGGCACUUUGGUCAUCGGCUUCGACGUGUACAAGGAGAAGCGCGCUCAGACGUCAGUGAGUGCUUUGGUGGCUGCGCUUGACAAGGACUUCCUGAAGUUCACUUCGGAUUCCCGAGUUACCGAAACGAGAACGAGCGAUAGAAUCUCGCCUCAUUUGUCGCAGUGUUUCGAGCAUGUUUUGAAGAGAUACCGGGAAGCCAACAAAUCUUACCCGAAACGCGUUGUGGUUUUUCGGGGAGGCGUUUCUUUCGGAGAUUACGACGCUCUACGAGCAAGUGAAAUCGAUUCGAUCAAAAAUACCUUCAAGUCGAUGACGAAUGAAGACAUUAAACUGGGUUAUUUGAUCGUCAACAAACGCGUGAGCAACUACUUCUUCAAGAGGAGUGAUCGCGAUCAUUCCUCCUUCUUCAAUCCGCCCGGAGGAACUGUAAUUGAUGCGGAAAUUUCGUCACCGGACAAGAAGGAAUUUUAUUUGAUCCCUCAAUCCACAAACCAGGGAACUGUCAACCCUGUGAACUACGUUCUCCUGGAGGACACCAUUCCGGAGUUUUCGCUGGAUCAUUUCCAACUUCUGGCGUUCAAGCUGACCCACGCGUACUUCAAUUGGACUGGGGCUAUUCGUGUUCCGGCGGUUCUCCAAUACGCCACUAAGCUGGCUACGCUAGUUUCAACGGGUACAAAGAAGCCCUUGCAUCGGGAUCUUGCCGGAGCGUUGACCUUCUUUUCCGAAAGGUAUUUCUUCGGUUCCAGAGAAAUGAACGGGCCCGGUUCCCGGGUCAAGUUAAACUUGGUUCGUGUUUUCUCUCUCCAACCCGCAGUUCUAGCCGAAGUAUCGAACAGUAUUCUGACAGCCAUAAUCAGUGGGAUGCUGUUACCUGAUGAGAGCAUUCGGUUAGCUGCUGUCAAUGCCUUGCUGAACUCGCUUGGGUUCGCGCAGAACAAUUUUGCCGUUCAGAGCAAACGGAAGGUCAUCAUGUCCGUGACAUGUGAAGCCACGACGUCCAGUAAUAGUGCAGUGUUCGGGCCGAAUUAUCUGGUUGUACUACGAGUAUAUGGAGGUUUACAUGGCCAGUGCCCUUCUACCGAUAACUCUCGAGGCCAUGAAUCUGGACACGAGCGAACUGGUGCUGCAAGGAAUAGAAUUUUGGAGCACAGUGUGCAAAAUCGAACUGGAUUUGGCUUCAGAAUCAGCAGAGUUGGAGUGACCCGCGCUGGCUGA